Messenger RNA from Malania oleifera, 1118 nucleotides. RefSeq names its product coatomer subunit zeta-1-like. The transcript has 7 exons. Lineage: Eukaryota; Viridiplantae; Streptophyta; Magnoliopsida; Santalales; Ximeniaceae. The record is from RefSeq and is a predicted model, not a curated record. Bases 205 to 828 code for a protein of 207 amino acids. Gene Ontology annotation, cellular component: COPI vesicle coat. Gene Ontology annotation, biological process: intracellular protein transport; retrograde vesicle-mediated transport, Golgi to endoplasmic reticulum; intra-Golgi vesicle-mediated transport.
GAGAACUGUGAAAUUACAUCAGGGUCAUAUUCUAACACCAUACCUCAUUCUAACACCAAAACAAACAAGAGCGCGAACCAAGAUCAUCUUGUCGGGGCGGUGGAUCGCCAACUCGGAUCACCCAACUCCGCCCGGGUGUCAAGUCAAGACGGCGCGGAGAGUGACCGCUAGAACCGGCUCUGACCGGUUAAACUGGUCACUACGAUGUCAAAACAAAGGGCAGCCGGCGCCGACAACUGUUCAAACACGAAGCCUAGUCUCGGCCGGCCGCCGCAAAUGGCCAUCUUGGCCCCUCAAGAGUCAUGUCCGUCCAUAAAAAACAUCCUUCUCAUGGAUUCUGAAGGGAAACGUGUAGCUGUUAAAUAUUAUUCAGAUGACUGGCCCACAAAUAGUGCCAAGGAAGCUUUCGAGAAAACUGUAUUCACCAAGACUCAAAAGACAAACGCCCGUACAGAAGCGGAGAUAGCGAUGUUUGAGAACUACGUUGUUGUUUACAAGUUCGUUCAGGAUCUUCACUUUUUUGUUACUGGGGGAGAUGAUGAAAAUGAAAUUAUCUUAGCCACAGUUCUUCAAGGAUUUUUUGAUGCAGUCGGCCUUCUCCUUAGAAGCAAUGUGGACAGGAAGGAAGCACUAGAGAACUUGGAUCUUAUCCUAUUAUGCCUUGAUGAAAUUGUUGAUGGCGGAAUUAUUCUUGAAACUGAUGCAAAUGUCAUUGCGGGGAAGGUUGCCAGCCAUAGUAUUGAUGCUGGGGCACCCUUGUCUGAGCAGACGAUAAGUCAAGCAUUGGCAACUGCUCGUGAACAUCUAACCAGGUCCCUUCUGAAAUGAUUCUUGCACUCCACCAGAAAAAGAGCAGAGAACUGUUUGUUUUCCUUUUUCCUCAGUGCAAUAGCCAAAACUUUGGCAUAAUUUCGUUUCACUUUUAUGAUUGAUGCUGCUAUUUGGGCUGUUGUUCCAUUGGCGUGUUUUGUUAUAGAGGAGUAAAGUUGAUUUUGGAUAUUAGAUACAGAACAUGAGGGUUAUCUUUCCGGGGAAAUUAUGAAUUGGAUCGUCUGGUGGCACUCUUUAAAUGUGUAACUUCUCUAUUAAUAUAUGUAGGUUUAUGCACCUUGGUUCAA